Musa acuminata subsp. malaccensis (wild Malaysian banana) is the source of this 2822-nucleotide messenger RNA. Lineage: Eukaryota; Viridiplantae; Streptophyta; Magnoliopsida; Zingiberales; Musaceae. The record is from RefSeq and is a predicted model, not a curated record.
AUGUCGUCGCCGACUAAGAAAACACCGAUCAAGUUCGCCCGGCGUACGUCGAGCGGCCGCGUCGUCAGCCUCUCGCGUGACGACGACAUCGACCUGGGCGUCUCCGGCGAGUUCACCUCCGCCUCCUCUGGUGGGCCCAAUGACUACAUGAACUACACCGUCCUCAUGCCCCCCACCCCGGACAACCAGCCGUACGCCGCCCCUUCAGGCUCCUCCGGCUCCCGGCCCGACGACCUUCCGCCGCCGGCCUACGGCACCACCACGAGGCGCGUGGGCCGGCGAGGCGGCGGCCAAGGCGAGGAGGGCGGUGGCGGCGGCGGCGCGGGAGAAGAUGCGGCGGGGAAGUUGGACCGUAGGAUGUCGGUAAUGAAGUCGAACAAGUCGAUGCUGAUGAGGAGCCAGACGGGGGAUUUCGACCACAACAGGUGGCUGUUCGAGACGAAGGGGACGUAUGGCAUCGGGAACGCCUUCUGGCCCAAGGACGAGGUAGAGUACGACGACGACGGGGUCGCGAUGAGCAUGUCAGAUUUCCUGGAGAAGCCGUGGAAGCCAUUGACGAGGAAGGUGAAGAUCUCUCCCGGCAUUCUCAGCCCCUACAGGCUUCUGGUGCUGAUACGGCUGGUGUUUCUGUCUCUGUUCCUGACAUGGCGAGUACGCAACCCGAACCAGGACGCCAUGUGGCUGUGGGGCUUAUCCAUCGUCUGCGAGAUCUGGUUCGCCUUCUCAUGGCUGCUGGAUCAGAUGCCCAAGCUCAAUCCCAUCAACCGCGCCGUCGACCUCGUCGCCCUCCGCGAGAAGUUCGAGAGCCCCACCCCCGACAACCCCCUCGGCCGCUCCGACCUCCCCGGCCUCGACGUUUUGAUCUCCACCGCCGACCCCGAGAAGGAGCCGCCCCUCGUCACCGCCAACACCAUCCUCUCCAUCCUCGCCACCGAGUACCCCGUCGAGAAGCUCUUCGUCUACAUCUCCGACGACGGCGCUGCCGUGCUCACCUUCGAGGCCAUGUCCGAGGCCGCCGCCUUUGCUCGCGUCUGGGUCCCCUUCUGCCGCAAGCACAACAUCGAGCCGCGCAACCCGGACAGCUACUUCGCCAUCAAGGGCGACCCUACGCGCAACAAGAAGUGCCCCGACUUCGUCAAGGACCGCCGCUGGAUCAAGCGCGAGUAUGACGAGUUCAAAGUCCGCAUCAACGGCCUGCCUGACGCCAUCCGCCGCCGCUCUGCGGCGCUCAACGCCCGCGAGGAGAUGCGCGAACGCAAGCUGGCCCGCGAGCGCAGCGGCGGCGAUUCCAACGCCUCCAAGGCCUCCGAAGCGAAGCCCGCCGUCAAGGCCACUUGGAUGGCGGACGCCACGCACUGGCCGGGCACCUGGGCGGUGCCGUCACCGGACCACUCCAAGGGCGACCAUGCCGGGAUCAUCCAGGUGAUGAUCAAGAACCCUCACCACGAGCCACUCUACGGCGCGCCCGGCGACCAUCCCUACCUGGACUUCACUGGCAUCGACACCCGCCUUCCCAUGUUCGUGUACGUGUCCCGCGAGAAGCGUCCCGGUUACGACCACAACAAGAAGGCGGGCGCCAUGAACGCCAUGGUGCGCGCCUCCGCCAUCCUCUCGAACGGCCCCUUCAUCCUCAACUUCGACUGCGACCACUACAUCUACAACUCGCUGGCCAUCCGGGAGGGAAUGUGCUACAUGAUGGACCGCGGCGGCGACCGCAUCUGCUACGUCCAGUUCCCGCAACGCUUCGAGGGCAUCGAUCCCUCCGACCGCUACGCCAACCACAACACCGUCUUUUUCGACGGCAACAUGCGCGCCCUCGACGGGCUCCAGGGUCCCAUGUACGUCGGCACCGGGUGCCUCUUCCGCCGCUACGCGGUCUACGGCUUCAACCCCCCGCGCGCCAACGAGUAUUUGGGCCUCUACGGCCAGCACAAGCGCCCGGCCUCGACGCGCGGGCCGCCGCCCAACGUGGGCGGCAUGGACGAGGCCGACCCCACCGCCUCCCCGGAGGCCAUGCACCCGGACCUCUGCACGCCCGUGAAGUUCGGCAACUCCAAGAUGUUCACCGACUCGAUCGCGGUGGCCGAGUUCCAGGGCCGGCCCCUGGCCGACCACCCGGGGAUCAAGAAUGGCCGCCCGCCCGGGGCACUGUUAACGCCCCGUCCGCCCCUCGAUGCGCCCACCGUCGCCGAGGCCGUGUCUGUCAUCUCUUGCUGGUACGAGGACAAGACGGAAUGGGGGCAGCGGGUGGGGUGGAUCUACGGGUCAGUGACGGAGGACGUGGUGACAGGAUACCGGAUGCACAACCGGGGGUGGCGCUCUGUUUACUGCAUCACCAAGCGGGACGCCUUCCGGGGAACGGCGCCCAUCAACCUGACGGACCGGCUGCACCAGGUGCUGCGCUGGGCCACCGGCUCCGUGGAGAUCUUCUUCUCUCGCAACAACGCCUUCCUGGCCUGCUCCCGCCUCAAGUUCCUGCAGCGUAUCGCCUACCUCAACCUCACCAUCAUCGUCAUCAACAUCGUGGCCAUGGUGGUGGGUUUCUCAAGGACGAUGUACAGCGAGAUUCCGCAGUGGAGCAAGCUUCUCGGGGGGCUCUUCUUCAGCUUCUGGGUGCUGGCGCACAUGUACCCCUUCGCCAAGGGGCUGAUGGGGAGGAGGGGGAGGACGCCCACCAUCGUUUACGUCUGGGCCGGCCUCCUCGCCAUCGUCAUCUCGCUACUGUGGAUAUCGAUUAGCCCGCCCGACAGUAACUCGACCACUAGCGGCGGAAUUGAAGUGUAAAUGAAGCAACCAUCCACGCACGCACGCAUGCAUGCAUC